UCGGGCGCGUGUGCACGCUUGCGCGUGCUCGGGCCCUUCCUGGCAGGCUGCUUGUAAGAUGAGUGAAGAAGCAGGUGGGGGAGAGGGGAGGCAGCAAGCGAGAGGGCGAGGGGAGCGCGGGCGCUGAGCGGCGCUCACUUGGAGCUCGGAGAGCCAGCAAGACGAGCCUGAUUCCAUGUCCCCUGCUGCCUCCCUGCCAGACUCCCGAAGAUGAUGGCCAUGAACGCCAAGCAGCCUUUCGGCAUGCACCCCGUACUGCAAGAACCCAAAUUCUCCAGCCUGCACUCCGGCUCUGAGGCCAUGCGCCGAGUUUGUCUCCCAGCCCCGCAGCUGCAGGGUAAUAUAUUUGGAAGCUUUGAUGAGAGCCUGCUGGCACGCGCGGAAGCUCUGGCGGCGGUGGAUAUCGUCUCCCACGGCAAGAACCAUCCGUUCAAGCCCGACGCCACCUACCAUACCAUGAGCAGCGUGCCCUGCACGUCCACCUCGCCCACGGUGCCCAUCUCCCACCCGGCUGCACUCACCUCGCACCCGCACCACGCGGUGCACCAGGGCCUCGAGGGUGACUUAUUGGAGCACAUCUCACCCACGCUGAGCGUGAGCGGCCUGGGGGCCCCGGAGCACUCGGUUAUGCCUGCGCAGAUCCACCCGCAUCAUCUAGGCGCCAUGGGCCACUUGCACCAGGCCAUGGGCAUGAGUCACCCGCAUGCCGUAGCGCCUCACAGUGCCAUGCCUGCGUGUCUCAGCGACGUGGAGUCAGACCCUCGAGAGCUGGAAGCCUUCGCCGAGCGCUUCAAGCAGAGGCGAAUCAAGUUGGGGGUAACCCAGGCGGAUGUGGGCGCGGCUUUAGCCAAUCUCAAGAUUCCUGGCGUGGGUUCGCUCAGCCAGAGCACCAUCUGCAGGUUCGAAUCUCUUACCCUGUCGCACAAUAACAUGAUCGCUCUCAAGCCGGUCCUCCAGGCCUGGCUGGAGGAGGCGGAGGCCGCCUAUCGAGAGAAGAACAGCAAGCCAGAGCUCUUCAACGGCAGUGAGCGUAAGCGCAAACGCACGUCCAUCGCCGCCCCAGAGAAGCGCUCACUGGAAGCCUAUUUUGCCAUCCAGCCACGUCCUUCAUCCGAGAAGAUUGCGGCCAUCGCUGAGAAACUGGACCUUAAAAAGAAUGUGGUGAGGGUCUGGUUCUGUAACCAGAGACAGAAACAGAAACGAAUGAAGUACUCAGCUGUCCACUGACUGCGGCUGCGGCAUCCAGAGGAGCCAGGAGAGCCUAGUGGCAUCUCCCCCUUCCUAUGGGAGGGACCUUUACGGGACACUCCAGGGUGUUCCCUGGCAGGUCAGGCUCUCUCCCCCAAGUCACAGACUUUCUCCCUUUGUCCCACCUAAAUGCCUCCUGGCCAUCCUUUCCUCCCUUUCCUCUUUAUUCCCACC
Messenger RNA from Phodopus roborovskii (desert hamster), 1422 nucleotides. RefSeq names its product POU class 4 homeobox 3 (gene Pou4f3). The transcript is spliced from 2 exons. Lineage: Eukaryota; Metazoa; Chordata; Mammalia; Rodentia; Cricetidae. Gene Ontology annotation, molecular function: RNA polymerase II cis-regulatory region sequence-specific DNA binding; DNA-binding transcription factor activity, RNA polymerase II-specific. Bases 211 to 1227 code for a protein of 338 amino acids. The record is from RefSeq and is a predicted model, not a curated record. Gene Ontology annotation, biological process: regulation of transcription by RNA polymerase II.